AUGCUCGCUUCGGACGACUUUGUGCUGACCGACUACUGUUACGUCUUUGCAAAGGUCUACGAGCUGAUAGACUUUCGCUGGGUCGACCAGGGCACCGCAUAUUUCCAUGGUCAAUUCAUCGAGGAGACCAACCAAGCGUUCCUCAUUGCCCGCGAGGAGGAGGAGGACGAGAGGACGAUCCUAUCCACCGGCAGUCGAUAUAAAGAUGUAUACCAGAGGCAGCAGGAUACUCUCAUCAUCUGGACAGAGCCCGAUAGCGUCGACUACGCGCUAAACUUCCAGGAUGCCGAGAGCUGUGCGGAGGUCUGGAACUUCAUAAUAGAAGUUCAGUACCAUAUCAAUUCCUCCGAAGCGGGCGGUUUUGACUCUUCCUCCCCUAACCACGAUGCCACGAUGACCGCAAUUAUUCUCCGCACCGGUCAUUUACCCAUGCCUGAUCAUGAAUCGGGAAACGUUGCGGACAUUGAGCGUUCCAUAAAGGCUCUCGCUCGAGGACAUGUCAAGGAGAAGAUAUGCGACUACAUACAGCGUCGCCUUAUGCAAACAAUACUAAUAUUAAAUGACUAUGGCAUGUAUGAACAUAUUCUCGAUGACGACAACUUCUUCGCAGUUGUAGGCAUGUUAGAAUACGACCCCGAGUUCCCCACGCACAAGACCAACUACCGCGAGUUCCUGCACCUCACCUCGCGCUUCCACCAGCCGAUCCCAAUCCCGGACGAAUCGAUCCAGAAGAAGGUACACAACACGUACAGGCUGCAGUUACUCAAAGACGUCGUGCUCGCUUGUGCGCUGGACGAUUCGACGUUCAACAACGUGCUUAACUCGUGCAUCAUCUUCAACCAGAUCGAUAACGUGCAGAACGACCCGGUGUUUAUGCGCGAGAUCGCUAGCUUGUAUGUCAACGCGGAGGUUCUUGGGAGCGUCCACGGGAACGGGAGCGCGAAGCCGGCUAGUAAGAGUGUGGGGGCGAGCGCGGCGUGGGCGUCUUCGUCGCCAGAUGUGACCGGGUCGCCCACGCCGGCCCCUCGACGUCGUCAUCACCAGACGCCAAUCCCCGGUCGAGCGGCCACGGCGACUGCCGCAGCGGAGGCGAAGACCAACGUCAACACGGCGGAGGCGAACCUGGUGAAGAUCAGCACGGCGAGGGAGGUGCUCAGCGCGGUGCUUGACCACAACCUCAUCGGCGUGCGGAACCACGUGCUGAAGCAGCCGGACGCGCUCCGGACGCUGCUGGAGAUUUCGGUGGGGAACGGGCCUGAGACGCUGGUGGCGAUGGGCGCGAAGCUGCUCGCGCGGCCCAAGGACGACCCCGCGACGGAGAUUGACUCCCCGCCUCCCUUACUCCUUCAACUCUAUCCUUUACCAUACCCCGUCACAAAGCGGACACCUCUUUCGAGGAUGAUUAAAUUCUCGUCAAAGCUCACCUCCGAUGAAGAGUCCUCUACGCUACAUGUUUUAAAGGAGACUCGUGAUGGGCCGAGAUGUGUUAGCGGGCAAGCUUCAGACUCUGGAAAUACAAUAGCCAAACUGCAAGAGGAAAAUCGCCUGUUAAAAGCGCAGAUCCAGGACAUGAACGCCAAUCUUUCCAGUUUUGCCAACCAAGCUUUGGACCUUGAGGAUGUGACAUCCAGGAUACAAGAGGAGAACCGCAUGUUAAAUGCGCAGAUUCAGGACAUGAACACCCGCUUUUCAAGCUCUGUCAUCAUUUCUCGUAAUGAUCUCGACGAACUGGUGUCAUGCAAAGUCUGCACCAUCAAGAUGCAGUCCCCCUACUUGUUACCUGACUGCGGCCACACACUCUGCCAGUCAUGUCUGGUGAACUGGUUUGACAUCAUACUCGCCCAGUUCACCGCAUCUCACCCCCAGUACAAUCCUAAUGAUUCACAUGCUCUGAACACGCAUGAUCGUCCUUUGCCCACAGCGUCUUCAUAUGCAACCAUGCCCGAAGAAGUUGUUGCUUUCCUUCGUCAUCCCCAGAUCAUGCACCACCCUGUGUUCGCCCUGUCUAUGGCAGCACGCCAGUUCCUUGAUUGCCAUGAGCAGGAACGUGGCCAACAGAGACAUAACCAGGGCGGCCAGGGAGGCAAUGGGAACGUCGGCAAUAAUAACGGCGGUGCAGGGCCAGUGCAGCCAAGGUACACUUGCCCAUUUUGUCGGACUGCACUGCAUUCACGCCCGGUGGAAGAAUUCUUCUUGAAGGAGGUCAUUGACAAGCUCUUGAAUAUUGCAGGCGAAGAGGAAGAGCCCUUGACGAGAAGCGCAGCCUUGAGGAAUCUGUUUGGGACAUACAUUCCCUGA
Molecule: messenger RNA, 2298 nt
Organism: Coniophora puteana RWD-64-598 SS2
Lineage: Eukaryota; Fungi; Basidiomycota; Agaricomycetes; Boletales; Coniophoraceae
Exons: 15
Coding region: 1-2298 (765 amino acids)
Biological process (GO): DNA damage response; protein dephosphorylation
Cellular component (GO): protein phosphatase 4 complex; nucleoplasm
Molecular function (GO): protein phosphatase activator activity
Source: RefSeq, a predicted model, not a curated record